AUGGCGAGCCGAUCAUUCAAACCUGCAUCGUAUUUGGCAUCCGCUGCUCAGCAGGCGCCGAACCGGAGUCCGCGGCCAAGCUUUACGAGAUCCAGCAGUAAUUCCAGCACCGUGAGCACCAAGAGCGAAGACUCCAAUAUUGUGGCAGGCAUUCGAGGAUUGAGCAUGGUGGACGGGAAGGAGAAUGGAAAGGGAAGAAGUGAGCAUAUGGGACCCCCACGGUCUAUAACACCAGUCAACGGCUCGUCCUCUGUUUCACACAUUCCCCUCCUUGACACGCCCGGCAGGAAGAGAAGUCAACCUAUAGCAAUCGAACUGCCUUCACGAGGAACAGCUGCAUACACACCCCUAUCUGCACGAGGAGAUCUACCCGGUGGAUAUUUCCCAAACCACGAAGAGAUUACAAUAUCAUAUCGCUCCCAUCCAUUCUCAAAUUACCACGGCCGAUCUCAUCAAAACGAAUCAGCAAUGACUAUGUCACCGACCUUCAGUCCUACAUCAGACACCACCCCUAAGAUGUCUACUCACAUGCUCAGCUCCUCUGCAUUUGGCCAACUGUCUCCCACGAUACCCGACACCCUUCGCAUCCCCAUGGGCAAAUACCAUCCCUCGAACUAUAAAUCACCAGCCUCAACUGAAGUGUCCACUCCCACCACAAACCCACGAGCACCACUUCCUCCCACCAACCUCUCCAUUCCAGCUACGACCAACAAGAGAAGCUCGAAGGAGCGUCCUGGUCAUGAGAGGAGGUCAUCGGAUAUCAAGCGCAAGUUGCAACAAUACCAACGAGACAUGAUUGCGCAGGCUAGAGCUGCCGCUCCAACCACAAAUGAUGGUAGAACCUCGAAGGAACCCAACAGUCCACGACUACAACCGCUGGGUAGUCCGGGCCCUAUCACUCCGUUUGAACUGGAGGAGGCUGAUGGGUAUAUCGUUGCUGGUAGCUCUGCUGUCAGAAAGGAGAAUGAGAGACAGUUGGAGAUGAUGCUCAACAAACCUUAUACCGGUGCUAAGCCUAGUCCGGCCGAGAGACGAGUAUAA
Messenger RNA from Cadophora gregata, 1041 nucleotides. RefSeq lists its product as uncharacterized. The transcript has 3 exons. The record is from RefSeq and is a predicted model, not a curated record. The coding region runs from base 1 to 1041 and encodes 346 amino acids. Lineage: Eukaryota; Fungi; Ascomycota; Leotiomycetes; Helotiales; Ploettnerulaceae.